AUGGCCAAAACAAAGACAACCACCUCAAUCAACGAAAAGAUCCCUCGUCCUAUGAACUGCUUCUUGGCCUUCCGCCUUGAAAAGCAAAACGAAAUCGUGAAUCGUGUUCCCAACGCCAACCACCGUGAUAUCUCCAAGAUCCUUGCCAAGUGGUGGAAAGAGAUUCCCGACAGCGAAAAGGAGACUUACCGCGAACGCGCCCGUCUCGCCAAGAUUGAACACGCCAAAAAGUACCCCAACUACAAGUAUCAGCCGCAAAAGCGAAAUGGCCGCAAGACGCGCAAAUAUGUCCGCCGCCCAACGAACAAGUUCACCUCGCGCGACGAAGAAAACAACCGAAUGAUGGAACUGUUCUAUAAAAACCCCCAAAUGCUUUCACAAGGGACACCUGCAUCUGUUCCAUCAACGGCAGUCUCUUUUACUACUGCGAUGCGUGUGUCACCUGCCAAUUCCAGCCAUGCAUCAUCCCCAGCCAUCAGUGACGAUCACACUUCCGAUUCUGCCGACGACUACGACUAUUCCAGAAUCAGCUCUCCACAAUCGUUCUCUUCGUGCAGCAACAUGGGCUCACCACUACCUGAUGCCUACGCUUAUGGCAGUAAUCACUACUAUAACGCUAUCGCUGCUUCCGCCUCCGGUGCUCUCGACACCGGUGCUAUUCCCACCUGCAGCAUUGGCCAGCCAGAAGAUUAUGCCAUCAUGACGGCGAGCACUGCCGAAUAUACCAACAUGCUCGUUGGCGAAUCCUACUACGAGAACAACUUGUGCGAUGUUUCGCUUAUGGAGCAACAACACCAACAGCAGCAGAUCAAGCCACAGGAUUACAAUUCCAACAUGCUCCUCGUCCAACCCGCCUACCCAGCGAUCCUCGAAGAGAGCCUAGCUACCGAUUAUACGUUGACUUAUCCAGUACAGGGCGCUGCCGACAACAGCUUACUCCAGCAGCAAGAACAGUUCGGCGUCAUUGACGAACUCAGCUUCAUGAAUGCUCUCUGUGAAUCUUUAGACACUUGCAUUGACCCCCGUCUUUUGCAAAAUGAACAGCAACAGCAAUACUCACUUGACUGGCCCCAUCACCAGUUUUCACUUUCUCAUCAGUAAAAAGGAUCCUACGACAUCAUCAGCUUAUUUUUUAUAAUAUCUUUCUACAAUCAAACCGCUACAACCCACUUCUUUUACUACUACUAUUACUACCGCUACUACUUCUACUAC
Messenger RNA from Zychaea mexicana, 1212 nucleotides. RefSeq lists its product as uncharacterized. The record is from RefSeq and is a predicted model, not a curated record. The transcript is spliced from 2 exons. Bases 1 to 1101 code for a protein of 366 amino acids. Gene Ontology annotation, biological process: regulation of DNA-templated transcription; cell differentiation; anatomical structure morphogenesis. Gene Ontology annotation, molecular function: RNA polymerase II cis-regulatory region sequence-specific DNA binding; DNA-binding transcription factor activity, RNA polymerase II-specific. Lineage: Eukaryota; Fungi; Mucoromycota; Mucoromycetes; Mucorales; Lichtheimiaceae.